AUGAAUAACGCCUCGUAUCCAAGACAACGAUAUAUCUAUGGCAACAAGAACGUGAUUAAGGAAACAAGAUUACUAAGACGACAAAAUAACCUAGAAGAAAAGAUAUCCAGGACAAACAGAUAUGUUACAGAAACAGAUAUCCAAGACAACAAGAUUUCUAAGAUACAAGGUAGUGAAGACAAUACGAUUCCUAAGACAACACCAUCACUAAGACAAGGAGAGAACCAGCACGACGACCAACCCCCGAUGAAAUCUGGAAUGAAAAAAACGCACGGCUAUCCUACGUGGAAAAAUGAGCUCGUUUCAACGGUACUAUUUUCGAUCCAUAGAAAUGAAAAGUCAUUGACUUAUUUGGGUUUCAAAGUCAUAAACUAUGUACACUACAUUAUUUCUCAGCCUACGCCUACCAAAGCCAAUACUGCCUGCCCAUAG
This is a messenger RNA of Mucor mucedo, 432 nucleotides long. RefSeq lists its product as uncharacterized. The transcript has 3 exons. NCBI's taxonomy places the organism in Eukaryota, Fungi, Mucoromycota, Mucoromycetes, Mucorales, Mucoraceae. The record is from RefSeq and is a predicted model, not a curated record. Bases 1 to 432 code for a protein of 143 amino acids.